AUGGCUACGAGUCUCACCGAUAUCCAUUCUGAUAUCAUUAACACACAUAUCUUACCAUGCCUUGACGGCCCAUCUCUUGCAACUACAACGACCUUAUCAUCGUAUUUACAAAAUCUUUGUUCCGAUGACAAGAUUUGGAAUCGUAUGUGCAAAUCUACUUGGCCAUCUUCUACUCAUCCGUGCGUUCAAAAAAUCAUUUCCGCCUUCCCCUUUGGUCACCGCUCUUUCUUCCAUGACGCCUUUCCUGUUUUAGUCAUCGAUCCUUGCAUGCGUGAACAAGACCAACAACUAGACUGUUUGACAUCAUAUACAGGUCUAUCUGAACUCGUUUCAGCUAUCGAUAUACACUACAAAAAAGAGAUUAUAUACUCUGCAGUCAAACUAACAAACACUUCAACCAAAAAUUUCCUUUCGUCAUCGUUAUGGAUUGAGCUAAGAAACGAUCCAAGCAUCAUAAACCAAUCCAUUGACUUAAAAGUCGAUGAGAUAGGCGAAGCAACUUUAUUACAACUUAAAGAAUCCUUGACGUUAAACUGGGUUGUAAUGAGCACGAGUUGGAAACGAGCAGGCAACUUAUCGAGCGUCAAGCCGGUUAGGGUGAAAGAAGGCUUUCUUCCUAAUGAGAUACUUGUUCAAUACAAAACAAUCUUACCUGGAAUUGACCCGCAAGAUAUUGUACAAUGUAAGAUUCAUGUUGUAUUACAAGGAGAAGUGGCGGCUGGUUUCCAGUUGAAAACGGUGAUACUAAAGUUACAAGACUUGAAUUCUAUUUGUAUAAAAGGUAAUGACUUUUUGGUUAUUACACAAAGAGCAAUUAUGGAAGAAAGUAAGGUGAUUAGGAAAAUGGUAGCCAAUAAUGACCAGGAGACAAUGAUGACCUGCAAGGAGUUUAAGGAGAUGAAAAGGAAAGAAAAAGAAAUCCAGAAGGACAUUGCAGUUAAGAAUAACUAUACUGAAAAUUCUCUCUUGUUUUUCCUUUGUGUUUCUUUUCUAGUGUUAUUUUUGCAUUUCUUGGGUCCUGGGUUAGGAUAA
Molecule: messenger RNA, 1032 nt
Organism: Erigeron canadensis
Lineage: Eukaryota; Viridiplantae; Streptophyta; Magnoliopsida; Asterales; Asteraceae
Product: probable F-box protein At2g36090
Exons: 1
Coding region: 1-1032 (343 amino acids)
Molecular function (GO): protein binding
Source: RefSeq, a predicted model, not a curated record